Messenger RNA from Lolium rigidum, 4761 nucleotides. Its product is annotated as myosin-3-like. Gene Ontology annotation, biological process: vesicle transport along actin filament; actin filament organization. Gene Ontology annotation, molecular function: actin filament binding; ATP binding; microfilament motor activity. Gene Ontology annotation, cellular component: actin cytoskeleton; cytoplasm; vesicle. The record is from RefSeq and is a predicted model, not a curated record. NCBI's taxonomy places the organism in Eukaryota, Viridiplantae, Streptophyta, Magnoliopsida, Poales, Poaceae. The transcript is spliced from 24 exons. Bases 545 to 4348 code for a protein of 1267 amino acids.
CCUGUUUUUCCUUCCACUGUGCUGCUGUCUUUGAUGCGUUUCUUGGACGAUUUCUGCCGCUCGUGGUAGUGCCCCGCCCCGACCCUUUGAUUCGGAGCAGGCUUUGCCUUUGCUUCGGCUUCUUUCGCCAGAGAUCGCAGCCCGCCUUUUUGCUGCAGUGUUCCCCGGCGCCCCCUUCAAGAAUCGCCCGGAGUUCCGGGUUUCUUUCACCCCGUCCCUCGGCGCGGCACCGCCAAAAAAUUUGUUCUUGGCGCGUGGGAUUGCUGCUGCUAUUUCCGGGGCCGGGAGCGUGAGAUUUUGGGAGAUUUGUUUUGGGGAAUUUCGAGGUUUUCUAGUGCUUGGCUGCAGAAAUUCGGGGUUUGGGUCUGUGUCGCUUUCGAGCCCCUGGUCGAGUCAGGGGCUGCAGUUUGGCUCUGAUUUGAUGAGAAAUGGAGGAAUUCCUGGCCUCUACGGCGUUCUGCUGUAGGAUUUGGCGUAUUGCUCUCUGACCCUCAGCGCGGCUCGCUGGUUUGGUCCGGUGGCUUGUUGAUUUUCUCAGGCGGUGAUGCUCUCUGCAGCCGCCCUGAUGGCGCCAGUCCCAGCCGCUCCCAAGAGCUCCCUCGAGGUCUUGCUCGAGACGAUAAAGAAGCGUGACGAGCAGCCCAAGGACGAGCCGCCGGCAUUGCCAGCCCGGCCCACCUGCCGGGGCCGGUUGCCCAGGGCAAGGCGCUCGCCCACGCCUCCUAGGGUUCAUCUUGAGAAUGGAGUGGCAGAACAAGGUGCUGUGGUGGUGGAGGCCGUGAUGGCUGACAAGAAGCCGGAGGUUGUCAGUGAGAAGAAGCCGGAAGUUCUUAGUGAGAAGAAGCCGGAGAUUGAAAAGGAGAAGACGCCAGAGGUUAAGAAGGAGAUUGCUGUGCAGGAGGCCAAGGAGGGGAAGGCUGUGAAUGGUCGCAUCUUCGGGGCUAAGAGGAAGCUACGUAGUGUGGAACCACUGGAUGAGUCUCCAUAUGUUGAGAAUUUCAGUGAGGCGAGCAAGGAUACAGUGGCCUGCAAUAAGGAGCCCCCCUCUCCUUAUUGUUCCUCAGCAAGGGCAAAGAGAAAUGGGAAGCCUGUGUUUACUGAUUCCAUGGACUAUGUCCUCCAGAAGAAGCUACGUGUUUGGUGUUCUGCUUCAGAUAAAAAGUGGGAACUCGGACAGGUUCAAUCAAUUUCCGGAGAUGAGGUUGAAAUACUCCUGGUUAAUGGUGAAGUUUUGACACUGCCAUCAGACAGACUUUUGCCUGCCAACCCUGAUAUUCUAGAUGGAGUGGAUGAUCUAAUCCAGAUGAGCUACCUUAAUGGACCUUCCGUCCUUUACAAUCUGCAGUUCCGAUACUCUCGUGAUCUUAUCUAUACGAAAGCAGGACCUGUUCUUAUUGCCGUUAACCCACUUAAAGAAGUUCCACUCUAUGGGAAAGAUGUCAUCAGACAAUACAGGCAGAAGCUCAAGAAUGAUCCACAUGUGUAUGCAAUUGCUGAUUUAGCAUUUAACGAAAUGCUAAGAGAUGGCAUAAACCAAUCUAUAAUAAUCAGUGGUGAAAGUGGAGCAGGAAAAACUGAAACAGCUAAAAUUGCUAUGCAGUAUUUGGCUGCUCUAGGGGGCGCUAAUGGUAUGGAGUCUGAGGUUCUACAGACCAAUGUUAUUCUGGAAGCAUUAGGGAAUGCAAAAACAUCAAGAAAUGAUAAUUCGAGCCGAUUCGGUAAGCUUACUGAAAUACACUUUUCUGAAACCGGGAAGAUGUCUGGUGCUAAAAUCCAAACAUUCCUGCUUGAGAAGUCGAGGGUGGUUCGAAGGGCACCAGGAGAGAGAUCAUAUCAUAUUUUCUAUCAGCUGUGUUCUGGAGCUUCUCCUCUUCAUAGAAAAAAAUUGUUUCUGAGAGACGCCGAUUACUACAAUUACUUGAAGCAGAGCGCUUGCUUGAGAAUUGAUGGUGUUGAUGAUGCUAAAAGGUUUUCAUCGUUACUGAGUGCGUUGGAUAUUGUUCAAAUAUCUGGGGAAAACCAAAUGGAAUUAUUUUCUAUGCUUGCAGUUGUCUUGUGGCUGGGAAACAUUUCAUUCUCUGUGAUAGACAACGAAAACCAUGUGGAAGUUGAUUCAAAUGAAGGGUUAUCUAAUGCAGCAAAGCUGUUAGGUUGCAGUGUUCCUCAAUUGGUGAUUGCUCUGUCAACUCGUAAAAUUCAAGCUGGAAAGGAAAAUAUUGUUCAAAGGCUGACGUUGACCCAGGCCAUUGAUGCAAGGGAUGCUCUAGCAAAGUCGAUCUAUGCCCAUCUAUUUGACUGGAUUGUUGAACAAAUUAACCAUUCGCUUGGAACGGGGAGGCAACAUACACGGAGAUCCAUAAGUAUUUUAGAUAUAUAUGGCUUCGAAUCUUUCAGUAAAAAUGGCUUUGAGAAGUUCUGUAUAAAUUAUGCCAACGAAAGGCUGCAACAGCAUUUUAACCGACAUCUAUUCAAACUGGAACAGGAGGAAUACCUGGAUGAUGGAAUUGACUGGGCCAGUGUGGAAUUUGUGGACAACACUGACUGUUUAUCUCUCUUUGAGAAGAAACCUCUGGGGCUAUUGUCUUUGCUGGAUGAAGAGUCUACGUUCCCAAAGGCAACAGAUCUUUCCUUAGCUAACAAGCUUAGGCAGCAGCUGAGUGGAAACUCGGGCUUUAAGAGUGAACAAGAAGGCGCCUUUAAGAUUUGUCAUUAUGCUGGAGAGGUUACAUAUGAUACGACUGGGUUCUUGGAGAAGAAUAGAGAUCCAUUGCACUCAGAGUCAAUUCAACUACUCUCUUCGUGCAAAAGUGAUCUUCCAAAAGAUUUUGCAUCUGUCAUGAUUGCUGACUCUCAGAAUAAAUCAAGUUUUACGCGCCACUUUGUAGUUGAUUCACAAAAACAAAGCGUCGUGAUGAAAUUUAAGGCUCAACUAUUCAAGCUCAUGCAGCAGUUGGAGAAUACAACUCCUCAUUUCAUUCGAUGCAUCCAGCCAAAUAACAAACAACGUCCAAGGCAAUUUGAACAUGAUCUUGUCUUGCACCAGCUUAAGUGCUGUGGGGUGCUCGAAGUUGUGCGGAUAUCAAGGGCAGGCUAUCCAACGCGGAUGACUCACCAACAGUUUGCUGAAAGAUAUGGGUUUCUCCUCUCUCAUUCUAUCGCGUCUCAGAAUCCGCUUAGCAUUUCAGUUGCAGUAUUACAACAAUUCAAUAUACCCCCAGAAAUGUAUCAAGUUGGCUACACAAAGUUGUUUGUUCGUACAGGACAGGUUGCUGCUCUGGAAAAUGCUAAAAACAGGAUGCUCCAUGGAGCCCUUCGGAUUCAGAAGAACUUCCGUGGGUUGCAUACUCGACAAGAAUACCACAAACUGAAGAAAGGAGCAACGACUUUGCAGUCAUUCGUAAGAGGUGAGAAGGCAAGAGUUCGGUUUGAUAAUCUUUUCAAGAGAUGGAGGGCAGCCGUUCUCAUACAGAAGUACACUAGGCGUCGACUUGCAGCUACCAUGCUUACUGGUCAACUAAAAAACAUUGUUCUUCUACAGUCUGUGAUGCGUGGGUGCCUGGCCAGGAGGAAAUUUAAGUGCUUGCAGGAAGAACGGGAAUCAAAGGUCAUUCACAGCAAAGCUAAAAGGGAUGUAAAGAAGACCAUUUCACAAGCAGGGUUAUGCAAUGAAAUGAAUGGAGAGUAUCAUCGCCAACCAGUUGUCACAGAUCUCCAGGGACGUGUUUCAAAAGCUGAGGCUUUAUUGCGAGACAAAGAGGAAGAAAAUGCAAUGCUGAAGCAACAGUUGGAACAGUACGAGAAUAAGUGGUCAGAAUAUGAGGUCAAAAUGAAAUCAAUGGAAGAGGCAUGGAAGAAACAGCUCUCUUCUCUGCAGUUGAGUCUUGUGGCUGCUAAGAAGAGCCUAGUUGCUGAUGACAUGGUCACCCGAGCGGCUCGGGCUGAUACCACUCCAACGCUUGCUCAAUAUGACUCUGAAGAAACAAUGUCCACAGGGACCCAUACCCCGGAGGGGACAGAGUUGAAAUAUCAAAACCACAACCCUGAAGCUAGAGUGGUGUCAGGAAACUCAGAUAGGAGGAUAAAUGCUGUGAAUCACCUAGCAAAAGAGUUUGAGGAUAGGCGGCAGGUGUUUGAUGAUGAUGCAGGCUUCCUUGUUGCUGUUAAGUCUGGACAGAUUGGCUCAAAUAUGAAUCCGGAUGAUGAACUCAGGAAGCUGAGGGACCGCUUUGCUACAUGGAAGAAAGAUUACAAAUCUCGAUUGAAGGAGACGAAGGUAAACCUUCAGAAGGUCAGCAGUCAGGAUGAGAAAUCUCGGAAAAGAUGGUGGGGGAAGAAGAGCUCCAAGUGAAUGCAGAACCUAUGAGGUGAGAUCAUUUGCUCACAUUUGCAUGCCAUUGCACAAGUGGAAGAAAUCAAGAAAUGGCUGGAGAGAAGAUGAUUUCGUGGUUCUUUCUCUCGUAACCACAAGGCCGGUGAGAUGGCGGUGAUGACAAACUCGAUCGUCAACCUGUGCAUCCAAUUUUUUGGGAGUGUCAAAAGGAUUACAUAGGGCGCAGCAAGAGAUAUGUAAAUGUAUAUUAGUUCAGUGUUGUCAGUGUAUGUAUGUAAUCGUUGUAUGUAGAGCGAUGAACCUGAAAUGUGGAAGGGUAAUUAUAUACAGAUUAUCCGCCAAGAGCGAAUAGAGAUGCAACAGCAGGACUGUAAUUCCUGUACAGCAAAGAACUCGUUGGAAUGUGCAAAGCAUUUGAUUCUUUUUUCUUA